AUGUCCCCUCAAGUGACCAACGUCGGCUUCAUCGGCCUAUCCUCCCGACCCGAGUGGUCCUGGGCCGUCGCCGCUCACCUCACCUACUUCAUCAACUCCAAACACUACAACUUCGCAGCCCUCCAAAACAGCUCCAAAGAAACAGCACAAAAGGCAAUCCGUCUCCACAACUUUCCGCAAGACACCAAAGCCUACGGCAACAUCAACGCCCUCGUCUCCGACCCAGACGUUGACCUCGUAGCCGUAACCAUAAGAGUCCACCUCCACGCCGCCGCCGCCGUCGAAGCCGCCAUCCGCGCCGGGAAAAGCGCCGUCUUCUGCGAGUGGCCCCUGGUGCAGAACAGCAUCGAGGCAGAGCGCCUGACGUCCCUGGCUAGAGAAAAGGGAGUCAGGACCUUAGUGGGGUUACAAGGGCAUCAGGACCCUGCUACCCUUAAAGCCAAGGAACUCGUGGAACGCGGGGCAUUGGGGGAUAUGCUGCAGAUCACGAUAUUGUUCAUGAGCCCUUGGUUGGGGCCUACGAUGCCCGAGGCGGCGGGGUACGGCGCCGAUAUCGAGAUUGGCGCUAAUCUAGUGUCCAUCUCGGCGGGCCACGCGCCGGACGCGCUCGAGGGGAAGCCGAAAGGUGAGAUUGAGAAGACGGCGCAUGAUCAUCUCUCUGUGGUGGGGAGGCUUCCCGGCGGCGGGGUUGCGACUGCGGUUUGCCAGGACGGUAUGAGCCAGAUUGACAAGAAUUUCUUUUGGGAAAUUACGGGGACAAAGGGGACGCUUCUGACUGAGGUUCCGAUGGGGAAUAUCCAGGGAUUCCCGCCCACGAUCAAGUUCGUCAAGGCUGAGCCGAGUGCCGUGCUGGAGGUUGUUGAAGUGGAUGAGGUCAAGGGGUUUUCGAAUAACACGGGCAAGGCGUGGGAGGCGUUUGUCGGGGGUUCUGGGGAGGCGCCGGAUUUUGACGUUGCUUUGAUUAGGCAUCGUAUGUUGGAUGCUAUCUUUAGGAGCAGUGAGCUUGGUACGAGGGAGGAGUACUGGUGA
Colletotrichum paranaense is the source of this 1029-nucleotide messenger RNA. RefSeq names its product oxidoreductase. The transcript has 3 exons. The coding region runs from base 1 to 1029 and encodes 342 amino acids. The record is from RefSeq and is a predicted model, not a curated record. NCBI's taxonomy places the organism in Eukaryota, Fungi, Ascomycota, Sordariomycetes, Glomerellales, Glomerellaceae. Gene Ontology annotation, molecular function: nucleotide binding.